Molecule: messenger RNA, 4260 nt
Organism: Python bivittatus (Burmese python)
Lineage: Eukaryota; Metazoa; Chordata; Lepidosauria; Squamata; Pythonidae
Gene: RAB3D
Product: RAB3D, member RAS oncogene family
Molecular function (GO): GTPase activity; GTP binding
Source: RefSeq, a predicted model, not a curated record
CCAGGUGGGAGUGGUUGGAUGAUGUGGAAAGUCGAUCGCUGAGGUCGGCUGCGGAAAGACGGCUCGGGCACUCCUUCCUUUUUCGUGGGUGGCUUUGCUCUCCCGUGCACACCAGCAGUUGCUGCUGCUGCUGCUCCCUGGAGCUCCGGCCCGAAAAGCACAGCAGCUUCCAGCCUGCGGGAAAAGCCAAGCUCGGGUCCGUGCGCACCGCAGCCAAGCGAGAUGGCCUCUGCAAACGACACCCGACAGAUGCCCAAGGAUGCUGCUGACCAAAACUUUGAUUACAUGUUCAAGCUUUUAAUCAUUGGCAACAGCAGCGUAGGCAAGACAUCGUUCCUCUUCCGAUAUGCUGAUGAUUCCUUUACUUCAGACUUUGUUAGUACUGUGGGCAUCGACUUCAAGGUGAAGACUGUCUACAGGAAUGAAAAAAGAGUCAAGCUGCAGAUUUGGGACACAGCUGGCCAAGAGCGGUAUCGGACCAUCACAACAGCCUACUACAGGGGAGCAAUGGGUUUUUUACUCAUGUAUGAUAUUUCCAACCAGGAGUCUUUCAAUGCUGUACAAGACUGGGCAACUCAGAUCAAGACUUACUCCUGGGAUAAUGCUCAAGUGAUUCUGGUUGGGAACAAGUGUGAUCUGGAGGAUGAUCGAGUAAUACCCACUGAAGAUGGCAAGAGGCUUGCUGAUGAACUAGGUUUAGAAUUCUUUGAAGCCAGUGCCAAGGACAAUAUCAAUGUCAAGCAGGUCUUUGAGCGCUUGGUGGACAUAAUCUGCGAGAAGAUGAAUGAGAGCCUGGAUGCAAGCUCUGGCAUGAACAGCACCAAUCACAAGAACACUGCCCUGAACGAGACCCCGGCUUCGCAGUCCAGCAGUUGUUCAUGCUAGACAGGAUUUUGCUCACCACUGAGACCUGCAGUGCCUCACUGCCCUACGUAAAUAAGGAGGAAGGCUCAGCAGAUUGCACAUCUCAUUUGACUGCUGGUUGGCUCAUCUCCCCUGUUUGCCUCUGGCUGUGCCUGUUUGGCCUCUGACAGCAUGCACCAGUUGCCUCCCCUCCUUUUCUCCACAGCACGAUUGGCCUUUUCUGGCAAAGGAGCAUGAUUUCUUUUGCACAUAUGCUCUUCAGUUUAUACUCCCAAUUACAGUGUGUCUCUGCAACCCAGACAAAUAGGCCUUCUCUCUGGCAUUGUGCAAAACUUUCUCCCCACCUCUUCUCAAGAUUCUAGUGCCAAUUAUCUGAUUUGAUUGCUCUCACUUAGUGACUAGAAGUUGAGUAAUUUGUCUCACAUGUAACCUGCAUCUGCAUAACCAUGUUUUCUCCCCACCUUGCCUCUUCCUGAUUUAAAUCCUACAUCAGUUUAACCACUCCAUGCAUCUGAUUAAGUGAGCUCAGUUCGCAAGUUUAUGCCUUUUAAUAAAAUGUUUUAGUUGGAAAAGGUGCUACCAUAUUCCUUCUGACUUUCUGCCAAAUUCAGCCUUCUGCAAUUAUCUCUAUUUAAAAAAUAAAUCCUAUGGCAGCUUGAUGUUGGAUAUCCUCAUUCAGCCAGCCCUUAAGAACUGAAUGUAGGUGAGAGAAAUAUACGUAGAGAAUUUUGAGUGUAGACUGUUCUAUUCAGGACUGUUAACCAUAAGAUGAUGCUCAAUUAGAAAGCAUCCACUCAUCCAAUCUCUUGGGUAUAUAGGAAUACCAAAAGCAAGGGAGGGAGCAACCUUUUAUGGCCUGGGAGACACACUUGCCAUAUCUGCCUUGUCUGGCAUCUGCAGAGUAUGUGGCUAGUGAGGCUAUCAUUGGGUAAGGAAGGGCUGAAAUUUAACUCCACCAGUGGGGAAUGCUUGGAGCAGUGAAGCUUUUAAGGGGCACUGGCCUGCUUUAAGGUUCAGCAACUCUUGAGGUUAAUCCCUUAAAGUGCCUCCCAAUUUAAAAAGUGCCUAAACAUUUUGGCUCUGGAGGCUGUAAAUGAGGUGCUAGAGGCCCAUGUGCCACCUUUGGAUUGCCCAUCCCCCUCAAGCAUCCAUUGCUAAUUACAAAGAUGCCAAAAUGUGUGUUGUGAUGUCAUGACCCAAGCUCUGCCCUUUUGUAUAUCUGUUGCAAUGUGGCACAACAUAUGUAAGGGGUGGAGUUUACAUCACUACAUAUUGGUCCAUUUUUUGGUCUUUCCCUUCCUACAGAUGAGCCUUGUGUUUUUCUCUUGCCUCAAAUUGAAGAAGAGGCAUCUUGAACUCCUGAUGUUGACCCAGAUCAAGAAGACCCUUAACAAAGUGUCUCAAAAGCAUCAGGAGAAUUGACAUUUGCAACUUCCUGAAUGGUGUAAGACAGCACUGGCUGUGAAGCUUAACCUGUACAUUCAGCCUGUAACUUAGUUCACACUCCGACUUUGAGGCUCAGCUUUCCCUCCAAUCAGGCUGGCUGACAUCAUCAGAGCUUCCUUACCUACAGUCAAGCAUCUUUAUAUUGUAUUCCUGUGGAACGUUCAGCAGAUAGUUUAUUGAGGAGAGAGAACAGAAUGCAUGGUUGUCACAAUUGCCAUGCAGCAGUUGGACUAGGAUCUUUUCCAGUUCUCUGGCUCUAGUUUCAGAUCUUCAGAUUUGGUGGUCGAGGGAAGGGAGGGGAGAAUUGCUGUUAUGUAAACUCAACUGAAGUGAAAUAGGACCACUCUCCGGACUUUCAUACAUAUGGAGCUGCCAUUUCUAAGAUGGGUGGUGACAUGGGAAAUGAUGGCAUUGUCCACACCUCCUCAGAUGUAUUUUGUUUCAAACAUAUCCACCUUGUCUUGGUGCCCCAGCCAAUGAUAGUAAGAAACUGAAGGGCUGAUGGGGAGGAGGUAUUUUCAGAGUAUAAAUGGCUUAUCUGUGGCAUAUUAUGAUAGGCAAACUUCCUCCAGCUACAGAAUGGAUUAUCUUGAAACGUCCAGAAUUGAGAAAUAGGUUGGUUUAUCUUAGACCACCUGAAUUUGGACUGCACUCCCCCCAUCUUCUGAGAGAGAACCUUUUGUCCUAUCACAUAUUCUGCAGAAGCAGUUUUCAGCUGCCAUUUUCCAAAUUUCUUUUCUAUCCAUUAUUUUGCAUCUCUGGCUUCAGAUGUUGCUCUAAGAAUGAUAUGUAGGAGGAAGUAAAAUAAAGAUUAAUCUUUAACCACCAUCCCCAACUUUUUUUCUUGCUGCAAGAGAGUAGCAUAGCUACCUUAUGAAGAAUAUAAAAAUAUAAUCUUAUAAUGCAAUCUUCCCAAGAGUUAAUAUAAUGUAUAAAUGAUUAACUUAAAGCUAGCCACAAUUGUUUUAGGGUGAUCAGGAUUAAGACACAAGAAACAUUAAAACACAUACUUACGUUGUCCUGUGGCACACUAGAUACAUUUGCAGAUGCAUUUCUGUUUCCAAGAACUGACUUGGAUGUCCAUCCAUCCAUCCAUCCAUCCAUCCAUCCAUCCAUCCAUCCAUCCAUAGUUUGAAAUAGCUCAGGAGUCAUCCUAGUAAUGAGCUGAUGACAUUUUGAAGAGCUAGUCCAAGUUUUUUCAAAUUAUCCUUCCCAAAGUUCUAUGGGUCUGGAUUUGAACAAGGGCUUCUAUUGUGCAAUUAAAUCUCAUUCCAGAGUCUACCCAUUUAGGGCAAAAGGAUAUGGUAUUACGUGUCAGUGGAAGGGGCAACGAAAGUUUCAUCCUCUGUAUAUAGGAAGAUAAAGGCCCAGGAUGAUCUAAAAGGAGGUGCGCUGACUAUAUGUAGCAAGGAUGGAGAAGAGAUUUUAAAACAAGCAGAUCAAAGGGCUGGUUUAAGUUCAAUAAAAAGGAGAGCAACAUAGAAGGCAACCUUUUGCUCUUAUGUUUUCAAAGAACUCCAUCACAAGAAAUGUAAACUCAUUUGACGUAUGCUGAGUGUUGUUUAAUUUCAAAUUUGCAGAGUUUUGUAUCAGUGCUUUUGUAUCAACUGAAAAAAUUUGGAAUGCCCUACAGUAUUAUAAGUAUAAAUAAAUACUCUGAAAUAAGAUACAUUUUCUAAUAAGGAAGAAUGGAAAUGUCUAAAGAUUUACAAGGGACCUUCUGUAUGAGGACAAGUUCUGUUAUUAAGUAAAUUCAAAUGAAGGCUUUGCUUGGCAUUCAAUAGUGCGUUAUUCUGUUUAGCAGUAUGUCAAAGAUUACUCAAGACUCAAAAGUGAACUCUAUUCAGGAAACAUUCCUUGCAACUUGAAAAUUUUCACUAUGCUUCUUUAAGAUAAGUUUUCUGAUUUACUGUCAACAUUUCCAUAAAGGUUUAUGUGUAUUGUCUUGUC